Molecule: messenger RNA, 2494 nt
Organism: Cryphonectria parasitica EP155
Lineage: Eukaryota; Fungi; Ascomycota; Sordariomycetes; Diaporthales; Cryphonectriaceae
Product: small oligopeptide transporter
Exons: 7
Coding region: 1-2334 (777 amino acids)
Biological process (GO): transmembrane transport
Molecular function (GO): oligopeptide transmembrane transporter activity
Source: RefSeq, a predicted model, not a curated record
AUGAGCCCUGUCGAUGACCUCAAGCACCGCCUCUCGCUAUGGGGUGAGUCUAAUACCCAGCCAGCAGACAGUGACGAAGAAGGAUCAGAAUACGAAUUGUUAUUAGACCCGAACCUACCCGAGGAGUACACACGACCGCUGGCGACACGUAUCUACAACGAGGAUGGAGACGAGGAGGACUCACCCUACCCGGAAGUCCGGGCCGCGGUGCACAACUACGAUGUUGAGAUGCCUUGCAAUACGGUGCGUGCUUGGACUAUUGGUUUGGCCCUUGUUGUCAUCGGUGCUUCGAUGAACACGCUGUUCUCACUCCGGAACCCGUCCAUCGGCCUUGGAGCACUCAUUGCCCAGAUCAUCGCAUGGCCUAUUGGUCAUGGAUGGGCCAAAAUCAUGCCCAAGAAGCAUUUCAACACUUUCGGUCUGAGGUGGUCGCUUAACCCGGGACCAUUCAACAUCAAGGAGCAUUCCAUCAUUGUUGUGAUGGCCAGUGUCUCUUUUUCGGUGGCUUAUGCAACAGACAUUAUCCUGGCCCAGAAGGUUUUCUACAAGCAGGACUUUGGCAUCGCCUGGCAGUUCAUGUUGACCAUCUCGACGCAGUCUCUUGGUUAUGGAAUCGCGGGCAUCAUGAGGAGGUUCCUUGUAUACCCUGCGUCGAUGAUAUGGCCCGCCAACUUGGUAUCUGUCACCCUUAUGAACGCUAUGUACGAGAAGAACGAGCACCCCGACCCCACGGUUCUUGGCGGCAUGAUGCCUCGCUACAGGUGGUUUGCGUACGUCACCUUUGGCGGCUUCGUGUACUACUUCAUCCCUGGCUUCUUUGCUCAGUUCCUGAGUACCUUUGCCUUUGCUACCUGGAUCGCACCCCAGAAUCCCGUGGUCAAUCAGCUCUUUGGCGCUUCCACUGGCUUGUCCAUCAUCCCUAUCACCUUUGACUGGACUCAGAUCUCAGGCUUCAUUGGCUCCCCAUUGAUUCCCCCUUGGCACGCUAUCGCCAAUACCCUGAUCGGUGUCGUGGUCUUCUUCAUCUUUGGUGCUUCUCUUUUCCACUACACGGGGACUUGGUACGGCCAAUUCCUGCCAAUGAGCGAUUCCGGAACCUACGAUAAUACGGGCGCCCCUUAUAACACGACGCGCAUCUUGACGCCAGAGCUCACCCUCGACCAAGAGGCGUACGAGAAUUAUUCGCCCCUCUUCAUCAGUACUACUUUUGCUCUCUCUUACGGUCUGUCUUUUGCUGCCAUCACGUCUCUCAUAGUCUACACGUAUCUACAUCAUGGCGAGAGAAUCUGGACGCAGUGGAGACACAGCAAGAGCGAGCCUGAUGAUAUCCACAUGAAGCUCAUGAGAAAGUACCCCGAGGCUCCUACGUGGUGGUACGGGAGCUUGUUUAUUCUUAUGCUCUGUCUUGGCUUCGUGACUGUACUGGCCUACCCCACCAACCUGAAUUGGUGGUCCUUCCUACUGGCAGUAGCUAUCUCAUUUGGGUUCGCGCUGCCCAUUGGAAUCAUUCAAGCUAUCACGAACAACCAGAUUGGCCUGAAUGUGUUGACCGAAUUUGUUUAUGGGUACAUCCAACCUGGACGUCCUCUGGCGCUAAUGAUUUUCAAAACGUUUGGGUACAUCACAAUGAGCCAGGCACUGUCCUUCGUAUCUGACCUGAAGUUUGGUCACUACAUGAAGAUCCCGCCGCGGACCAUGUUCAUGGCCCAGGUGGUGGCAACGACCUUCUCCUGCUUCAUCCAGAUCAUUGUCCUAAAUGCUUCGCUCAACGCUAUUCCCGAGGUCUGCACAACGACCCAGCGCGAACACUUCUCCUGCCCCGGAGGCAAGGUCUUCUUCUCAGCCUCCGUCAUCUGGGGUCUUCUCGGCCCAUCGCGCAUCUUCUCCCCGGGCCAGAUUUACUCUGGCCUGUUCAUCUUCUUCGGCGUUGGCGCCGUCGUCCCCAUCAUCUUCUACUAUGCCAUGAAGCGCUGGCCCAAGUCACCUGCCAAGUACCUCAUCGCCCCCGUCAUCUUCGGCGGCUCCGGAUCCAUCCCGCCUGCCACGCCUCUCAAUUACCUAUCAUGGGGUGUCGUCGGGUUCGUGUUCCAGUACCUUAUUAAGACACGGCACUUCAGAUGGUGGAGUCGCCUUAACUUCCUCACCUCGUCGGCUCUCGACCUCGGCCUCGCGCUCAGCACCCUGGUCAUCUUUUUCGCGUUCACGCUGAACGACAUCAGCCCGCCCUCGUGGUGGGGUAAUGACAUCGUGACGCAGACGAUGGAUGCGCAGGAUACCGCUAUACAAGUUAUUCUGCCGGUGGGACAAACGUUUGGGCCGAAGACAUGGCAUUAGAAUACUGGAAGGCUUGGGUUGGAGUUUUGGGAGGGCAAGAGGGGAAGACGGGUUUUGAAGACCUGGCGUUGGAUUUAAAUUGGCGUAGUGUGCAAAGCAGUUGUGAUGGUCUCGUUUUGUGGAUUCCAUCGUCUUCAUAAUAAAUUAACUAUUGGGCUCG